Messenger RNA from Clarias gariepinus (North African catfish), 1010 nucleotides. RefSeq names its product tumor suppressor 2, mitochondrial calcium regulator a (gene tusc2a). The record is from RefSeq and is a predicted model, not a curated record. Gene Ontology annotation, biological process: inflammatory response; regulation of mitochondrial membrane potential. NCBI's taxonomy places the organism in Eukaryota, Metazoa, Chordata, Actinopteri, Siluriformes, Clariidae. The coding region runs from base 151 to 483 and encodes 110 amino acids. The transcript has 4 exons. Gene Ontology annotation, cellular component: mitochondrion.
ACAACACGAAGGAGAAAGAGAGGAAGAAGGACGAAGACGAGGCUUCUGUGUAAACAUGAUAAUGGCGAAAAGCUAACGGUGACAUGAGGACAGCCUGAGCUACAGAGACUGUACCUGUCAGUACCCAUUAAUGAUGCCCUGUCAUUAAAGAUGGGAGGCAGCGGAUCCAAAGCUAAAGGGGUCUGGCCUUUCACUGGCUCAGGGGCUAGUGGAGACCCUCCUGAGGUCAAUGAUCAGUCUUUGGCCCGAAUGUGUGGCUACAAAAAUGCAACCCCGUUUGUCUUUACAAGGAGGAGCUCUCUGUAUUAUGAUGAGGAUGGAGAUCUGGCCCACGAGUUUUAUGAAGAGACAGUGGUGACUAAAAACGGGCGAAAGAAGGCAAAGUUGAAGAGGAUCUACAAAAACCUCAUACCUCAGGGGAUUGUGAAACUGGAUCAUCCACGAAUCCAUGUCGACUUCCCAGUCAUUAUCUGUGAAAUUUAAAAGAUAUGUCACAGACGUGAGACUAGGAGAUGUUUCAUCAAUCAAGCCUUUCACAUCUCCAAGACAAUCUUGCCUGUUCUGAUAGGCAUUAGUGGCUCCCAAUAUCAUCAUAAUUUAUCUCAUGCAGUUUGAGCCACACUGCCCUCAUGUGGCUAGAGGGACUUGGAGCAGAUUUUUUUUUGUCUAUAGGGGCACUCUCUCAAUUGUGUAAAGUAACGCUUGAAAAGCAGACUGAAUUGGAGUGUUUGUCUCCUUUAUGUACUGCUAGUCAGUAAAUGUAUUCGUGUAAACAAGAAGUGAAUACAGAGUAAUGAAAAUGCAGGGAUUGCUGGAUUUAUAUUUUUGCUGACUGAGCAUGACGUCUUUUUGUUGUGUUGUAUAUAACAAUUCUGUUAUAUGUUUGCAUCUCAUUGUGAGUCCAGACCUUUAGUAAUAAUUAUUCACUGUACAGUAAUUUAUGAAAGGUAAAAUGCUUUUAAUAAAAAUAAACUGGUAUCAAGUGUGCAAAUAUAUUGUAAUCUUGUUAU